Onychostoma macrolepis is the source of this 1696-nucleotide messenger RNA. RefSeq lists its product as uncharacterized. The record is from RefSeq and is a predicted model, not a curated record. NCBI's taxonomy places the organism in Eukaryota, Metazoa, Chordata, Actinopteri, Cypriniformes, Cyprinidae. Bases 1 to 1293 code for a protein of 430 amino acids. The transcript has 3 exons.
AUGUCGUCCUUGAAGAAUAACUGUACAGACAAAACUAGAUCGAUCAGUAAUCAGUUCUCAUCUCCACGCACACAGGACCCCCAACCAACCACUUCCACUGCUAAACCUCCCAUUUUCUCCUUCUGUCCCCUGACGGAGGCUGAAGUAUCCAAACUUCUCCUCUCCAACCAUCCUACAACAUGUCCUCUUGACCCAAUCCCCUCGCACCUUCUGCAAGCAAUCUCUCCCACGCUCUUACCGACACUCACACACAUCAUCAACACAUCCCUCCUCACAGGCAUCUUCCCCACUGCGUUCAAGCAGGCUCGGGUAACCCCACUGCUCAAAAAACCUACAUUAAACACUUCUCUUAUAGAAAACUAUAGACCUGUCUCUCUCCUUCCAUUCAUAGCGAAAACACUUGAACGUGUUGUCUUCAACCAGGUCUCAUUGUUUCUUUCACAGAACAACAAACUGGACGCUAAACAGUCAGGUUUCAGGAGUGGCCAUUCAACUGAGACUGCGCUUCUCUCGGUCACUGAAGCCCUGCGAAUUGCAAAAGCCCAUUCCAAAUCAUCAGUCCUCAUUCUGCUGGAUCUAUCUGCCGCGUUUGACACUGUCAAUCAUCAGAUACUCCUCUCCACUCUCUCAUCACUGGGCAUCGCUGGAAUUCCACUUCGCUGGUUUGAAUCCUAUCUCACUGAUGAUCCAACGGUAGCUGCAAGGAUCUCAGGUUGCCUGUCAGACAUCUCGGCAUGGAUGAAAGAACAUCACCUCCAGCUCAACCUGGCAAAGACUGAGCUUCUUGUCUUUCCUGCCGCUCCAACUCUACAGCAUGACAUCACGAUCCAGUUAGGUUCAUCAACAAUUACCCCAUCAACUUCGGUCAGAAAUCUUGGUGUAAUCUUUGAUGACCAGCUGACCUUCAAAGACCACAUUGCAAAGACUGCUCGAUCUUGCAGGUUUGCACUACACAACAUCAGAAAGAUCAGGCCCUUUCUGACGGAGCAUGCUGCACAACUUCUUGUCCAGGCCCUUGUCAUUUCUAGGCUGGACUACUGCAAUGCUCUUCUGGCUGGACUUCCAUCAAACACAGUCAAACCUCUACAAAUGAUUCAGAAUGCGGCGGCACGACUGGUCUUCAAGGAACCCAAAAGAGCCCAUGUUACACCUCUCUUUAUCUCAUUGCAUUGGCUACCAAUCGCAGCUCGCAUCAAGUUCAAGACACUGAUGCUUGCUCAUAGAACAACCACAGGCUCAGCACCCGCCUACAUGCACUCACUAUUAAGAAUCUACAUCCCUCCAGAAGUCUGAGAUCUGCUAGUGAGCGACGCCUCGUGGUACCAUCACAAAGAGGCUCAAAAUCACUCUCCAGAACAUUCUCGUUCACCAUUCCUGGCUGGUGGAAUGAUCUUCCCACCCAUAUUCGGAGUACUGGAUCCCUGUCAAUCUUCAAGCAACAGCUGAAAACUCAUCUCUUUCGACACUACUUGACUUCAACCUACACAUAAAAAAAAAAAAAAAAAAAAAAAUCUUUCUCCUUACUUAUUCCUUCCCUUGCUAGCUUGUACUUAUUUAAACAAUGCCUGAGACUUGGUGUUACAAGCACUUCCUUUGUCGAAUUGCCUCUUCAAGAUGAAUCGCUUCAUGUGUUCCCCAAAUUGUAAGUCGCUUUGGAUAAAAGCGUCUGCAAAAUGACUAAAUGUAAAUGUAAAUG